This is a messenger RNA of Labrus mixtus (cuckoo wrasse), 452 nucleotides long. It is a transcript of the gene atp5mf, whose product is annotated as ATP synthase membrane subunit f. Bases 100 to 369 code for a protein of 89 amino acids. The record is from RefSeq and is a predicted model, not a curated record. Lineage: Eukaryota; Metazoa; Chordata; Actinopteri; Labriformes; Labridae. Gene Ontology annotation, molecular function: proton-transporting ATP synthase activity, rotational mechanism. The transcript is spliced from 4 exons. Gene Ontology annotation, biological process: proton motive force-driven mitochondrial ATP synthesis.
CCUCUAGCGGAUCUACAGCAGAACUUCAUCCUCUCCCACAAUGCACUUCAUCGCUGUUUUCCCAUAAUUCCCUGCAGCAAGUCCUCUUUACCAGUCAAGAUGGCAGACAGACCAGUUGCUGUAGUUGAGAAGAGACUCAUGGACGUGAAACUUGGCGAGUUGGGGAGCUGGCUCGGAGGUCGAGACUUCACGCCUAACGGGAUCAUCUCUGCUGUCCGCAGAGGUCAUGACAGGUAUUACAACAAAUACAUCAACGUGAAGAAGGGAGGAAUCGGGGGCGUUGCGAUGCUGCUGGUGGGUUACGUGGCUCUCAGCUACAUGUGGGAAUACGACCACAUCAAACACGACCGCUGGAGGAAGUAUCACUAAAUGUUCAGAUGGCGUCCUCGAGUCUUUGACCCCCGACUCUCUUUAUGUUCAACAUGUGACCAAUAAAUAAACACUCAAAGGAU